GCUGCGCAAAGAACAUAUCUGCAAUCAUGGCCUCAAGCGACGACGCCAUGGAGCAUGCUCUCAAUAGUGCUCAUGACUUUUACGAACUGCUCGGCGUCCUACCCGUAGCGAACGAGUCAGAGAUCCGACGUGCAUACCGUCAGACAGCUCUCAAAUACCACCCUGACAAAGUCGGUGCUGACACUGAGAAGCUUGAGAAGUUCCAUCUCCUACAGAUUGCCUACGAUGUCCUUUCAGAUUCGACCAAACGUCAAGUCUACGACAACGCGCAUCGCGCUCGGAAGGAGAAGGCCAUUCGCGAGGAACAGCUUGACGGCCGCCGCCGCCAUCUCAAGGAGGAGCUCGAACGACGGGAGCGCGAGGGCGCGAACGAACUCAAGAGGAAGCGCGGAGAAGCGGCUGAGGAAGAUGAAUACCACAGAGAACUCAAACGAUUGGCCGCGGAUGGAGCAAGACGGAGGAAAGAGUAUGCUGAGAAACUGAGAAGAGAAGCCCAGGAGAAUUUGGAUCGCGAGCAGGAAGAGCGUUCGCGUGAGGAACCGGAAUCCGCAGCCACACCUGCGACUCCGAACCCUGUUGGUGUGGAUGAGCUAGAUCGCACCGUCAAGGCACGAUGGCCUACUGAGAUGGGAGAUAAUACGCGGCACAGUCAAGGGUCAAUAGCGAAGCAAUUUGGACGCUUUGGCAAGAUCGAGCAUACGAUGUUCAAGACCAAGAAGGUGAAAGAGGAAAGCUCUAAACAUCGACGCGAGUACACGACCGCAUACAUCGUCUUUGCAAGCAUUGUCGGCGCUCAUGCUGCUGUAACAGACUUUCCAGACAUGGUCGCGGCAGAAGAAAAGUCACAGAGCAGUGAGAGGAUGUGGAGAUUAAUAUCUGAUGUGACUUGGGCGCAUGGAAAAGAACCCGAUUGUAUACCCAAGCGAGCGCCACCGGUUGAAAGUCAGGAUACGCCUCCAGCAACGCCGAAGGUGCAAAAGUCGGGUGACCCUCUCAGACGGGUUCCGUCAUUUGGAAGCUUUAAAGGCACGCCAAAGGCUGUCAGUAGCCCGAGCUCCGACGAACUACUCAUGAUCCGACUGAAGAAUGCGGAACGGAAGAGAUUGGCCGAGAAAUUACGGCAGCAGGACGAAGAGGACGAUCGGGCUGCAACGCAAGGUCUAGGCGAGGUUUCCUCCACGAUAUGAGAGUGGGGAGUCUGGCGUCAGGGCUUUCGGGUAGCAAGUAAUUAUGAAGUUGAAUGUGAACACGAAAGGACGCGGAUCUAUCCCAAGAUCGUCACCACUGUGGGAAAUUUGUACCAUG
Molecule: messenger RNA, 1305 nt
Organism: Dissoconium aciculare CBS 342.82
Lineage: Eukaryota; Fungi; Ascomycota; Dothideomycetes; Mycosphaerellales; Dissoconiaceae
Product: DnaJ-domain-containing protein
Exons: 1
Coding region: 27-1187 (386 amino acids)
Biological process (GO): spliceosomal complex disassembly
Cellular component (GO): spliceosomal complex
Source: RefSeq, a predicted model, not a curated record